AUGGACCGACGGACCCGCCUUCCUGAUGCUCCCGGACUCACUGUGGCUUCAGGCGCCUGCAAGCCUCGGCGAGCUUCCGGACGAGUUUACAAAACAGGAUUUCCGUCAGGUUAUGCAGAGAGUCUCCGAGAGGGGUCGGUUACAAAUUUUCGGAAGUUGCCCCAACUGGAUAUUCUUUUAAGGAAAAAAAGUAAUAAUAUUCUGGAAGCAGGUGAAGUUGACGAUGAUGAUGAUUCGGAUGAUGAGGAUCAACAAGAUGAUGACGAUGAUGUUGACGAUGAUGAUGACGAUGAUUCGAAUGUUCAUGAUGAUUCGGAUGACAAUGAUGAUGGUGAUGCUGAUGAUGACUAUGAAGAGGAAGAUGGUGACGCAAAUGAUGAUGAGGAUGAUGAUGAUGAUGACGAUGAUGAUGAUCAUGAUGAUGAUGACGAUGCUGAUGAUGAUGAUGACGAUGAUGAUGAUGAUGAUGAUGAUGAGGAUCAUGAUGCUAAAGAUAAUGACGAUGAUGAUGAUGAGGUCGAUGAUGGUGGUGUUGAUGAUAACGAUGAUGAUGUUGAAAAAGAUGAUGAUGAAGAUUGCGAUGUUUCAGAUGAUGAUGAUGAUGAUGAUGAUGAUGAUGAUGAUUUAGAUGUUUCGGUUGAUGGUGAUGAGGAUCUUGAUCAUGAUCAUGACAAGUAUGAUUCGUGGUUUGAGGAUGAUGCUGAUGAUGAAGAUGACCAUGAUGUUGAUGAGGACGAUGAUGAUGAUGAUUCGGCUGACGAUUCGGAUUUUGAUGUUAAUGAGGAUGAUGAUGAUCAUUAUGAUAAUAAAAUUGAUGAUGAUGUUUAUGAAGAUGAUUCCAAUGAUGGAGAUGUUGAUGACUAUAAUGAUAAAGAAGAUGAUGAUGAUGAGGUUGAUGAUAAUGAUGAUGAUCAUAUUGAGGUUGAAUUUGAUGAUGACGUUGAUAAUGGUGUAUCAGGUGUUGAUGAUGAUGACCAUUUUGACGACUCGGAUGAUGGUGAUGAUGAUCAUGAUGAUGAUGAAGAUGAGUCGGAUGAUUGUGAUGUAUAUGAUGAUGAUGAUGACGAUGAUGAUCAUGAUUACGAUGAUGUUUAUGAUGAAGUUUCGGAUAAUGAAGAUAAUGCUUCGAAUGAUGUUGAAGAUAAUGAUGAUGAUGAUCAUUCGAAUUAUGAAUACGAUGAGGAUGAUGAUAAUGAUGAUGAUGUUGACGAUGAUUCGGAUGAUGAUCAUGUUAAUGAAGAUGAAGAUGACGAAGAUGAUGAUGAUAUUGAAGUUGAUGAUAAUGAUGAUCAUGAUGAAGACGAUGAUGAUGAAGAUGAUGAAAAUUUGGACGAUGAUGAUGAUCAAACAGAUGAUAACGAAAUUGAAUCGUAUCAUGGUGAUGACUAUGAUGAGGAUGAUGAGGACGAUGAUGAUGGCGAUGGUGAUGAUGAUGAUGAUGAAAAUGAUUUGAAUUAUGAUGAUGUUGAUGAGGAUGAUGAAGACGAUGAUGAUAAUGAUAAUGACGUUGAAAAUGAUUAUGAUGAGGAUGACGAUGAUGACGAUGAUGAUGAUGUUGAUGAGGAUGAUGAUGAUAAUGAUGACGUGAAGGUUGACUCGGCUGUAGAUGAUGAUGCUGAAGACGAAGCUUACAACGGUGAUGGUGACGAUGAUGAUGAUGAUGGUGAUUCAUUUCAUGAUUUGGAUGAUGAUGAUAAUGAUGAUGAUGAUGGUGAGGACGAUGAUGAAGAUGAUGAUCAUGAUGACGAUGACAAUGAUGAUAAUGAUGACGAAGAUGAUGAUCUUGAUGAUAAUGAUGGUGAUAAUGAUGAGGAUAAUUAUGCUGAGGAUUCGAAUGAUGAUGAUGAUAAUGAUGAAGAUGAAGACGAUGAUGAUGACUUUGUUGAUGAAUCGGAUGAUGCUGAUGCUUAUGGUGAUGAUGAUGAUGAUGGUGAGGAUGAUGAUGAUGAUGAUGAUGUUGACGAUUCGGAUGAUGCUGAUGCUUAUGGUGAUGUUGAUUAUGAUGAUGAUGAUGAUGACGAUGAUGACGAUGAUGAUGACGAUGAUGAAGAUGCUGAUGAUGAGGAUGAUAAUGAUGAUGAUGACGAUGAUAAUGACGACGAUGGUAAUGAAGAGGACGAUGAUGAUGAUGAUGAUGAUGAUUCUGAUGAUUCUGAUGAUGAUGAUGUCUGUGAUGAAGUUUCGGAUAAUGAUGAUGAUGCUUAUAAGGACGAUGAUGAUGGUGAUCACGAUGAUGAUUCGAGUGAUGAAUAUGAUGAUGAUGGCGAUGAUUUGGAGGAUGUUGUCGCUGCUGCUGCGGCUGACGAUGACGCUUUGGAUGAUGGUGGUGAUGAUGUUUAUGAUGAUGUUUCAGCACAUGAUGAAGAUGAUAAUUAUUUUGAUGAUCCGGAUAAUGAAGGAGACGAUAAGGGAGAUGAUGAUGAUGAUAAUAAUGAUGAUUCGGAUGAGGAGUCGGUUGAUGAUCAGAACGAUGCCGAUAAUGAUGCUGAUGAAUAUGAUGAUGACGAUGAUGACGAUGAUGAUGAAAUUGAGUCGAAUGAUGAUGAUGAUACUGAUGAUUUGGAUGAUGAAGAUCAUGAAGAUGAUGACGACUAUGAUGAAUCGGAUGAACAUGAUUAG
Messenger RNA from Echinostoma caproni, 2619 nucleotides. Lineage: Eukaryota; Metazoa; Platyhelminthes; Trematoda; Plagiorchiida; Echinostomatidae. The record is from the annotation of a GenBank genome assembly.